This is a messenger RNA of Penaeus vannamei (Pacific white shrimp), 2638 nucleotides long. RefSeq names its product NADP/NADPH phosphatase nocturnin (gene cu). Gene Ontology annotation, molecular function: 3'-5'-RNA exonuclease activity. NCBI's taxonomy places the organism in Eukaryota, Metazoa, Arthropoda, Malacostraca, Decapoda, Penaeidae. The record is from RefSeq and is a predicted model, not a curated record.
AUGCUUGUGACAGGGACUGGAGGGUCCACCAGUGUCUCUUGUGCUUUGUUCAUUUUCGAGGUAAACGCAGGUAAUUGCAAGGGUUUACUGUGUAAACAUAUCGGAGGUGCACCUGCGUCUACACUCAGUUCUGCUUGUGGCUAUAUCCAGUUGGAGUGUGUAUUUAUACGUGAUCUGAGCUGGAACAUGGGUAUGGAAUGGUAUGAGCAAGGUCUAUAUAAGUACUUAUAUAGACCUUGGCACACAUUCCUUUUCACAGCUCUCGGGACCCACGCCGACAACUUCGUCAAGUGUCCUUCGGAAGCCCUUGAGUGGAACACAAGACGGUUCCGCAUCUUGGAGGAAAUAAUCUCGUAUAAUCCCCACAUCAUCUGUCUCCAGGAAGUCGACCACUACGACCUGCUGGAGCGCGUUUUGGCUACCCAGGGCUACAAGGGAGUGUUCAUGCCCAAGCCAGAGUCGCCGUGCCUUUAUCUGCCCAACAACAACGGGCCCGACGGCUGCGCACUCUUCUGGGACACGGCGCGGUUCUCGCUCGUGGCCAAGGAGACGCGGGUCGUGGAGGUGUGGCACGUGCAGAGCAACCAGGUGGCCAUAUUACUGGUCUUAGAGGAUGAGACAACAGGAAGGGAAAUAGCUGUCUUGACCACUCACCUGAAGGCUCGCCAAGGAGCUCUCUUGUCCACCCUGCGGGAUGAACAAGGCAAAGAUCUGCUAGGCUUCAUGGACCUGCACUGUGGUAAUAGGCCAACGAUCGUCAGUGGUGACUUCAACGCUGAGCCGACCGAGCCAGUGUAUUCAACAAUGACACAUGAAUCCACAGGCCUCAAGUCUGCAUAUGCCUUCCUCAAUGAGGGAAAAGAACCUGCCUACUCCACCUGGAAAGUGCGUGAGGAAGGUGACAUUUGCCACAACAUUGACUACAUCUUCUACACGCCCAACAGCCUGACUCCCGAGGGUGGCAUUGAUGUGCCGACUGAAAAGGACCUUGGGCCUGGUCGUGCUCCCAGUCUGGCCUACCCUUCUGACCAUUUCUCCCUCAUAUGUGACUUCAGCCUUAAGCCAAAUAACCGCAGCAACUUUUCAGACAUGGUUGACAAACCCAUGGAAAGAGACAGUGACCUGUAGUGUACUGUCUGGUAAUCCCCAUUCCAUUCCAGUGUUUUUUUCUGCCAAGUUUACUUUCAACACAAUUUAAAGUUUGAGUGAUAAAUUUAAACUGAGGUUAUAGUAUUAUUUUUAGAUGUGCCUUUAUUCUCAGUGUCAUAUAUGCUUUAAUUAAAGUAUCUUUUUAUUUUAUGUAGUCUUUUGCAUAUGGACUAUGUGUUUGUUCUUGAUUUAAAAAAUUGUGUUUAUGAACAGUAUCUCUCUGUAUACAAGAAUUAUUUUAAUCAAGAAGAGUUACUCUUAAUGGUAUGCAAUAGUACUAAAGGUUUGUUUUGUGUUAACAGUAUGAGUUGUUCUGUGGUUGAUCUGUGUUUGCAUUAUUAUGAUUUACAAUCAAUAUGAAUUAGUGACGCUUUUAUCUAUUUAUUUGGCAAUUAGUGUACAUGCAGUAGUAGUAGAAGAGUAUGUGUUUAGUGUGUAAGUAAUCUUACUUGGUCGUUGUUUUUAAAUAUUUUCUAACACUAUAUGUGCGGUGACUAACAAAAAUCCAUCUUAUUAAAAGGCUUACUCAGGAAUUCUCGAAAGUCUUGUCACUGCUUUUGAGGUAGAAUUAAAUAAAACUUCAAAUAAAGAUGGUAAAAAUACAAGAAGAAAUAAAGAUGUGUGUUUUCUUGCAAAUAUUUAAAAGUCACGACCAAGUAUUCAUGACGUCCACAAUGCACUAUACUGUGUUCAUAUUACACUUUAUUUUCUUAGCCACAUAAUUAUGUUUCAUUGUAUAUGCCCAUGUGUCAUAACACCAUAAUGUUCACUGUAUAUGACUACAUCCAUUAUUUUCCGACCCUUUCACUGUAGUGUUAUAAGUUGUCAGUAACAUUGCAUGAAUGUAUUACAGUUGGUCGUAUUUUGCUUAAUACAUAUAAAUAUAUACACACCACCUUUGUCCACAUGGUGUUUUGAAACAUAGCAGCCUUCUCACUAUGUCUUGAUAGCAUUAAUGUCUAGGACAGAUGUUUCCACAAAUAAUAUUUCUCAGUCUUAUUUUAAUAUGCAUUGUGAAAGGUGCUACACUGUUAGGUAUGGUGGAUCCAGCACAGGUUAAAUUGAUGCCUGCUAUUGGUUAGAAAUAUACUGAUAAAAAGCCUUAUAUAGAACUUUAUCUUAGGAGAUACUGCAAGAUUUUUGAAACACAGUAUAGGAUCUACCAUUCACCUGUAUAUCGUCUUUUAGACAGCAUGCUAUAGUAUGUGAUAUAUGAGAAUUCAAUCAACAAAUCUAUGAUAAACAUUAUAUUUUUCUUUAGAUAUUAUGAAACUGUAGGAGAAUGGGAGUAACUGUUAUAAUACAAAGUAUUAUUAGUGUUCCGAACAUGUUAAAAUUAGCUUUCACGUCUAGAAAUAUAGAUUGUUUUCACUCUUGAAAUGCAGCCUUUCACUUAUUUUUUUUAAUGAUAGUUCAUGAAUUAAGGUCAUUUCUUUAAUGAGAGGCAUCUUUUUCAUGUGCUUUAAUUGCUAGUGCAGUAUAUUUUUGU